Pteronotus mesoamericanus is the source of this 474-nucleotide messenger RNA. Its product is annotated as ubiquitin-40S ribosomal protein S27a-like. Gene Ontology annotation, cellular component: cytoplasm; ribosome; nucleus. The transcript has a single exon. Gene Ontology annotation, biological process: protein ubiquitination; modification-dependent protein catabolic process; translation. Gene Ontology annotation, molecular function: ubiquitin protein ligase binding; RNA binding; structural constituent of ribosome. NCBI's taxonomy places the organism in Eukaryota, Metazoa, Chordata, Mammalia, Chiroptera, Mormoopidae. The record is from RefSeq and is a predicted model, not a curated record. The coding region runs from base 1 to 474 and encodes 157 amino acids.
AUGCAGAUUUUCAUGCAAACCCUUACAGGACAGUCUCUCAUUCUCGAGGCUGAGCCCUCAAAUACAAUAAAAAAUGUAAAGGUCAAGGUCCAGGAUAAGGAAGGAAUUCCUCCUGAUCAGCAAAGACUGAUCUUUGCUGGCAAGCAACUGGAAUAUGAGUGUGCUUUGUCUGACUACAACAUUCAAAAGGUGUCCCCUCUUCAUCUUGUGUUGACACUUCAUGGUGGUGCUAAGAAAAGGAAGAAAUCUUACACCAAAACCAAGGAGAAUAAGCAUAAGAGAAAGGAGGUUAAGCUGGCUGUCCUGAAAUAUUACAAAGCACAAAUAUUUUGCUAUGAAGAUGGCAAAAUGAGUUGCCUUCGACAGGGGUGUCCUUCAGAUGAGUGUGGUGCUGGUGCUUUUAUGGCCAGCCACUUUGACAGACAUUGUUGUGGCAGAAGUAAGGCCAUCUUGUCAAGGAGGCAGACUUCAUAG